GGAUUGGAGGACAAACCUCUGGACAAUAUUUUCUCUCGACAAAUGUCGACGAAGCGUGAAUAGAUUGUCCAAAUAGCUAGUCCAAUCCUUGGUGAGAGCCAGCGGAAGUCGUGAGCACUGGUGGCAUUAUCAUUAAUGUAUGUUGUCUGCAGAUGCCGUCUACUGUUCUGGAGCUGAGGUGUAGAGUUCAGCAGUACAAAUUCAAUUUCUUUGUACAAUUAUUUCAAAUAAUUUGGCGAGACCAAUAAAAGUAUCAUUGUGUUCAACCGUUUAGCUUGCUGCUGGAUGAGCGAGUGCGAGAUACCAGCUGUACAGUUUAUAACAGCUCGUGUAUUUAUAUCACAGACCAUAGACUUGUCGAAGCUGCUCGAUCCCAGUGGGCUGUGCGCUCCCAGUGGCUAAUGGAAGGCGCGGACGACGUGUUGCAGUCUAGAUUUCUGGAGCAGCAGCACCUGAAUAACCAGCUUCAGCAGAACUAUGACGAGCUGUCGAUGAAGUUGGCUGCGGCCGAGCUGACGAUCGAUCGUCUUCGACUUGGCGUGAACACUCGCGUUCAUAAAACGCUCAUCUAUGAAUUGAAGGAAGACGAGCCAAAGCAUGUGCAGCACAGUCUUCUACCGGCUGAACGCCCUUAUCUCGAUACUGAGCAUCCACCCACUGGUGUGACGUCACUGACUGACGCCAAUGGCCAUGGGCCCAUACUGGAGGAGGAUGAGUCGCCAUCGCCAUCACCAUCCCGGCCACUAUCGGUGUCGCAUGAUCGUGAUGCAUCGAUCGCUGAUACCGUAGCGUCCAGUCGCUCCGCAUCUCUCUUCAGCCCCGGCCGGCCGGGCAGUUUGGAUUCCCAGCACCUCGCACUAAUACUGCUGUGCCAAUCUCUUCAGGCUGACAUUGAGGCCUUGCUGCAUCGUCUCGAGCAGACGCCGGCGCACGAGCGUCAGAUCGACGGCCCCGCCGUGCGCACCGAGUUUGCUGGACUGCAGCGGCGCUUCGGCGAGCUGGACGAGGGUGUGCAGCGCAUGCGCCAGGCCAGACAUAGACAGCCAUUGGCAGUAAAUGCAUCGCAGCCAUUGGAAGAUGAGUUGGCCACUGUUAGGGAGAUGAUGAGCGCACUUGAGGCAACACUGCAUCCCGAGCGCCAUGGCGCACCUCGCACCCAGCUCUCAUCCACCCACAGUGAACCGGCCAGGUUUGCAGCAGUGGCUGGUGAUCGCAGUACAACUCCGAUGUCAGCUGGCAGCUUGGCGGAUGUGCCGAGCAUCGAUGAAUGUGAUGACCUCAGCCAGUAUGGCAUGUCCAUGUCACAGCCCGACUCCCCCGCUUACUCCCCGCCGCCCUCGUCACAUGACCACCCCGUUCAAACGCCCGCACACCAUGAUGAUGUCAUCGUCACACGCCAUGACGAUUUCAUCGCUGACAACAGCAGUCCGCUGUCGUCCUCGUCCCAGCGCUCGUUUGCCGAGCCGAAGCCGGCUUUCUCGGCCAGCCGUCGCCGUGCCUGGCAGUCGUCCGACUCGGAGGGUGCGUCUGCUCCGUCGCGAUCCAGUCACCGACGACCGCCCGUGCUAGCUGUGCGCAGCAACAGCAGCGUCUCGUCCGUGCGAGGCGCUCCGCUGCCAUCGGUGACGGCAAGUGAGCCACCCGUCGCCACCACCACCACCACCGCAGUACCAACACAGACUAAUUACCCGUCCUCGGCCAACCCAUCGUACGCGUCACCCUACCAAGCUCCCACGUUCACGGGCGGCAUGGCCCGGCCAUACUACCCGGACUCACCGGCAGCGGCACCAGCAGCAGCAGCUGUAGUGCUGACAAGCGAUGCAUCCAUCGAGCCACCACCACCGCCAACGCAGCAUCACGUGCCAUGGCCGCAAGGUGCUACGAUAGCCACCAGCACUGCGCCGAUGACCGACGGGCGUCACCCAGUGCCUGCAGCUGGCCCGGGCAUGCAGCAUCAUCAUCAUCCGAUCGUGCAGGGCAUGCCACACGGGAACGGCAACGUGGCGGCGUCACCACUGCGACCCAACGGUCACACACGACCGGCGUUUGUGCACGUGCCAGCGCCAGAGCCGGACAGUGGUUACACUGGGUCGGAUAUGCCUGUCGUGAGCACACGGACACGCAACGGUCCCCAAACACACGGUGUUGUCCGCUCAUCCACCGGUAGUGAACUAUUGCCCAUUGCGUCCCAGUCAUCUGCCGGAAGCAGUGAGCACCAGCUGAGCUCCUCGUCGAGCAUCAGCCUUCAAAGCGAUGCCAGCACCGCACACCCACCUCCACCUCGAUCUGUAGAACAUCCCGUGGAGACGUUAGCUUCAGCGACUGUCUCUGGGACCAGCUCAUCCCCUACAUCAUCAACAGCAGCUGGAACACGUUCCGGCAGCAGUGUGGGUCUACCAGCCUCUCCCUCCGUGAAUAGUGCUAUUCUCAGUUUGCGCGGUGACCUGGCACGCUUGCGACAGCAGCUGCUGGAAGGCUCAUCAUCACCCUCCGCCACACCAGUGUCCACCCCCGUAUCCACACCGGUACGCAGCAGGAAUGUUCCGGCUGCUGCUGCUGCUGCUCCCGCCAGCAGUACAGCACCGAUCAGACUGCCAAAGUCGCUCAGCAAAUCGUCGGAGGCGUCGGAGGCCGCACUGCGCAAUCUACUCGACAACGUCACGGACCCGCGGCCGCGCAGCGGCACUGGCAAACCGUACUCAUCACCGUCGCUGUCUCGCCGUCUGCUGCACGAUACGCCGGGCACAACGAGCGGGCUUUCCAUUGGGUUCAGCACGUCAGGGUCUUCAUCGACUAAUGCCGACAUGCCACCUCCGCCCCAGCCUGCUGUGUACUAUACCGGCAACGGAACUACGCAGCAUGAUCCUGGCCAGUCGAAUUUGAGCACCCUAUCCAGCUCUGAUCCAGACCCGAUCCCUGCCGUAGAUCCCAACCAAUACAGAACAAAACCAUAUGGUUAUGUUUCGGCGCCAACACCGACACACGCCCAUGCAGCGCAGCCGCCACCGUCACAAUCGCCGGUCCUUCAACACCGCCAGCAACUACAGCAGCAACAGUCGUCGCCAUCCUUGCGCAUGGCUUCAUCUCGAGCCACACAAACGCCGACACGUCCAGUUACGGCUACCAGCGUCCCAGAUAGCUUGGUACAGACAUCGGGGAGAAGCAGUGUUCAGCGACGACAUCCACCUCCGCAGUCACCGCGGGAUAUGCCACCGCUGCCUCUUGUCGACGCUCAAGUCCAAACCGUUCGCGACACUCCCACACAAACCAAUUUUACGCAGGUUAUGCCUUCGCUCGACACUUCGACACAAACAAGUGUGACGCAUGAUAUGUCUACGCGUGUGCCACUCAGCUCCAAUGCUCAGACGCCUCGACGCGUGCCAGCGCACACGCCGCACAGCGUGCAGACACAGACACCUGGUGAAAAGUCGGUCACGUGGCAGCCGCAGCACCACCAGCACGCGUUGCCUGUGGGUGUUGCCAACGCUGGCACACAGGCAAUGGGGUACGACAGCGGCCUGCAGUUCUUCUCCCCCGCGCCCAGGGGCUAUGCACCGGCCGAGUACGGUGAUGGCGGUGUGCAGACGAGGGACUGGUCGCACUCGGCAGGGCCAGUGUAUCGCCAUUGCUCCGUGGGCCGACCAGCAGCAGCCACUGCCAGUACAGCACACGCUGUGCAUCCCGUAAUGCAACACGCUGCUUCUCCAGCACCGCCGCCGCCACCGCCUACACAGCCACAGUACGUCACACCGGUCCCUGUCUACGCAACAUUCGAUUCGCCUGUGCAGACCUACCGCAGUACUGUACCAACAAGCAGUAGUACUCCAGUGAGGCUGGUAUACCCUGACACAUAUACCAUGCCCUACUUGGACGAGCUCGACCUGACGGAGGCCAAUCUCCAGGCCACGCAGCUCAAGCGCCGCUCUGAGGGCAUGGCACGUGGUCUGGAGGAUUCACUGGCCUACUCACUCCGCAGUAGCCGCUCACCACGUAUAUAGCAAUCCACUGCAUCCGGUUGCCUUCGAGCCAGCGUACUGAAUAUGUAACAAUCCACCGUGUCUGGGUGCCUUCGAGCCAGCGUAUGUGACAAUCCACUGCCCUCGAGCCUGCGUAACAAUCCACCGCCUCUGGGUGCCUUCGAGCCAGCGUAUGUGACAAUCCACUGCCCUCGAGCCUGCGUAACAAUCCACCGCCUCUGGUUGCCUUCGAGCCAGCGUAUGUGACAAUCCACUGCCCUCGAGCCUGCGUAACAAUCCACCGCCUCUGGUCGCCUUCGAGCCCGUGUAUGUAAUAAUCCACUGCCUCCGGUUGCCCUCGAGCCUGGGUAUGUAACAAUCCAUUGCGUAUGGUUGCCCUAGAGUUGUGUCAACAUGACAUGGCUGACUAGCGCUUGGAGCUACCUGAAUUCACGAAAUCGUCACUGAUGUUCUCUGCCAGAUCUUUGACGUUGCCAGUUUUAUUCUUCUCAUCGUUCCUGACCGUAUCCUGUCUAUCUUCACUAUGGAUGCUUUCCCUCUUAGCAACAUGGAGGAGCUAUGCUCACCUUCAGAAGUUAUUCUUAUUACCUGCAGUCCUGUAGUGGUACUGUGGUACAUCUGCUGUCAUGCCGGGCACACUCAGUCAUAUUUAUAAUGUUUUUUUGUGGUUUGUUUCUGUUCGUACCAUUUUCGUUUUUGUUCGCUUUUUCUUUUCUUAGUACGUGUACAGAGAGCCACAGUCCAUGGUCUAUUUUGUGUACUGUGGCUUGUUGCGGUGUCUGCUCUCUGCUGGCAAGAUUUCACUUGGUUGUGCUGGUGUCGUUCCCAACCUUCUAUAUUUUUGAAGGGUAUUUUUUCGUACACACAUGCUGUAUGUCACCGUUGUCCCUCUUCUUUCUUUUUCCCAUAAUUAUGGAAGCUAUUUUCAACAUAGAGCUGACCUCAUCUCCGGAAUAUAAUUUUUUACUUGAGUUUGUUUCGCAGUUGAAGUAUUUUCACACCCGUUUAGUAUUAGUCCGCUGGCGCACUUCGAAUAUAUUUCCGCAGCCAUCUUCUAUACCAUUUUCACAUUUUAAAUGAAAAAAAUCUGCUCUGAGCAUGCCAAGCCCAACAGUCCUUUCCCAACCAGGGAGUCUCGACAUACUAGUAA
Sycon ciliatum is the source of this 5127-nucleotide messenger RNA. RefSeq lists its product as uncharacterized. The transcript is spliced from 12 exons. The record is from RefSeq and is a predicted model, not a curated record. Lineage: Eukaryota; Metazoa; Porifera; Calcarea; Leucosolenida; Sycettidae. Bases 402 to 3998 code for a protein of 1198 amino acids.